ACUUGGGCGCAUGCGCUUAGAUCAAAACAAAGAUGGCUGCCAGCCGUCGGCCAACGGGCGCGAAUCAUCAAAAGAAUCGAUAUUUUGAGAAAAUUUAUGAAGAAGCAGUCUCAACUGGUGAAAUCAAAUUAAAUGGAAGAAAAUUGAUAGACUAUCCAAAAAUUUUUCAAAAAGGAGAUCUGUUAGACACGGUAAAAUGUGAUAUUUCGGAUAACAUGUACACGGAAGUGCCGAAAAAAAUAUUAGAAUACACAUAUUUAGAAGAACUCGAUGCUUCACAUAAUAAUAUCAGAAUUGAAAAGUUACCAUUCGAAAUGGCUUCGAUGAAUAUUGAAUGCAUUAAUCUAAAUUUUAACCCAUUAAAACAACCACCUGCGGACAUUGCCAAAAAAGGAUGGAAGCAUAUUGUAAAAAGUCUUAAUAGAGAAAGAAAGAGGGAACUUGGCGAGGAAACACGCCGAAACAAAGGACAAUUUAGACAUUCAAGUUCAUUCCCGACGAUAUCCAGUCUUUCACAGCAAUCACAAAUAUCCAGUCUUUCCUUACCCGAAUGUGUUCCUGUAACACAAAGGAAGCCUGAGCUGGUUCGAAGAAGUUCUUCGUCUGCCAGACCUCAACCUCCCCCGCGGACUGUUUCCCAACUUUCUAGUUCCCGAAGUUCUUCCGUUUCUGGUUUAACUACACCGGAAACGUCACCGGAUUCCACACCAAAGAAUAGUCCAAAUAUGCAAAACGGUCACAGGAAUUUUACCUACUCAUUCCACGAUGACAGCAAGUCUUCGUCUAACUCUGCAAGUUCAAUACCGUCGUACAAGGCAGAUCUUCAAACCUCUCCCUCUGUAAACAGAAGAUCUGUUGCUUACUCAUCGUCAGCAAACGUUCAUCAGAUAUCCCCGGUUAAAAAUUAUUCGCCAGAGAAUAAUAAUGGAUUUCAUACGCAAAUGCUAUCCAAAGAUCAAACACCAUCUCCAAAUCAAGAUAGGAAACCUUCGAAUUUCACAAUACAACGACACGAAAAACAAGCUGUGUUACGUCAGAGUGAACUUUAUAGAACUCGAAGGAUGAUGGAGGAACACCUAAAAUGUAAACUUCCAGAAAAUAUAACUGCAGCCUUAAGAGAUGGCGUUAUUUUAUGCCAUUUAGCCAAUCAAAUAUGGCCUCAUUCAAUUGAUCGUGUUCACGUUCCGUCUGUCGUCGACACUGAAUUACCAACUGCCAAGUGCCAGAAAAAUGUCAAUAGUUUUUUAACCGCAUGCCGUAGAAUUGGCGUUAGUGAGGAUUUUAUAUGCCCCGCGUCUGUGAUUUUAGAAGAAAAAGAACCCUUAGAAUUGUGUCGAACAGUUCAAAAAUUGCUUGAUUUACAAACUACCGCCAAAGCUUCAGCAGUUUGA
Molecule: messenger RNA, 1391 nt
Organism: Dimorphilus gyrociliatus
Lineage: Eukaryota; Metazoa; Annelida; Polychaeta; Dinophilidae
Source: the annotation of a GenBank genome assembly